AUGGCCAGCCUCACCUUGUCUAUAUCAGAUGUGGAAGCCACCACCCUCACCACCACCGCUGCCGCCACGACAGCCGCUGCUCAAGCCUCGAAAGUAGAAGUGAACUUAUAUAGAUCUGCACACCUCACACCACACUUGGACCACAGCCACGCCUUGGGAAGUACGUACCCUUCCUCAUGUGCCACUGCCAGCCGUAUCAUCAACGACCUUCGCCGGAGUCAACUGCCGAAAGCACAGAGCGGUCUAGUGAGGCUGAUUCGGGCUGUGCACCUGUUUAUCGCGCUGGCGAGUAAGGAAUGGUGCAAGCACACGACAGACGGGAAUCACUGCAACGGUAAGACGACUCCCUGCCACGACGAGGUGGGUUCUAGCGACGACGUGCACGGUGAAGAUGAAACGGACAACGGCGCAACGCACGGCAUUGACGAAGCCAGAUUGAUAUUCAUGGUCAAGAACAGUGCGGUGUUACAGUCGAUCAAGAUCCGCGUGGAGAUUCAGCGUGCUUUUGAAGAGUAUUGUGCUAUGCAUGAUGACGAAGAGCUGGACGAGAAAGAUGGAGAUGGAGAUGGUGAUGGUGACCAUGACGGCGACACUAAUGACUUGAUUGAGUUGCCUUCUACCAAACAUAUACGGCUGGAAGCUCAGUCGCUGCUCGGUGAGUUUGCAAGGAACCCUCUACCUGAUCUUGCCGAUCUUCUCCGAGGGCGUAGCUGCUGA
Molecule: messenger RNA, 717 nt
Organism: Exophiala spinifera
Lineage: Eukaryota; Fungi; Ascomycota; Eurotiomycetes; Chaetothyriales; Herpotrichiellaceae
Exons: 1
Coding region: 1-717 (238 amino acids)
Source: RefSeq, a predicted model, not a curated record